CAUAUCGCGUUUUCAAUGGCAGGCUUUAAACAGUGUGAAGCGAAUCCAGAUGCAAAACGACUUUAUGACGAUUUACUGAGUAAUUAUAAUCGUUUAAUUCGUCCGGUAAUUAAUAACACCGAAACAUUAACAGUAUGGUUAAAUUUAAAGUUAUCACAAUUAAUAGAAGUAAAUUUAAAGAAUCAAGUAAUGACCACAAAUUUAUGGGUGGAACAGAAAUGGUUCGAUUAUAAAUUACGUUGGGAUCCAGAAGAAUAUGGUGGUGUGGAAAUGUUAUAUGUUCCAUCGGAACAUAUUUGGCUUCCAGAUAUUGUUUUAUAUAAUAAUGCUGAUGGAAAUUAUGAAGUAACAUUAAUGACAAAAGCAACAUUGAAAUAUAAUGGGGAAGUUUUAUGGAAACCUCCAGCAAUUUAUAAAUCAUCAUGUGAAAUAAAUGUGGAAUAUUUUCCAUUCGAUGAACAAAUUUGUAUGAUGAAAUUUGGAUCUUGGACAUAUAACGGAAUUCAGGUGGAUUUAAAACAUAUGCAACAAAUAGCUGGAAGUAACGUUGUUAAAAUUGGUAUUGAUUUAAGUGAGUUUUAUUUGUCUGUGGAAUGGGAUAUUCUAGAAGUACCUGCAAGUCGUAAUGAGGAAUAUUAUCCAUGUUGUGCUGAACCAUAUUCUGAUAUAACAUUUAAGAUAACAAUGCGUCGUAAAACAUUAUUUUAUACAGUAAAUUUAAUAAUACCAUGCGUUGGUAUAACAUUUUUAACAGUAUUAGUAUUUUAUUUACCAUCGGAUUCAGGGGAGAAGGUUACAUUAUGUAUAUCAAUAUUACUGUCAUUGACCGUAUUCUUCCUGUUAUUAGCGGAAAUCAUUCCACCCACUUCAUUGGCUGUACCAUUACUUGGAAAAUAUUUAUUAUUUACAAUGAUAUUAGUUACAUCAUCUAUAUGGGUUACUGUAUGUGUUUUAAAUGUUUACUUUAGAUCUCCAUCAACGCAUAAUAUGUCUCCAUGGGUGCGAAAAGUGUUCUUAGAAUUUAUGCCACGCGUAUUAAUAAUGCGUCGGACAAAAUAUUCACUGCCUGAAUACGACGAUACCUUAAAUACAAAUGGUUUCAUAAACGAUGUAGAUUUACAAAUGAAUGAACCUUUUACUGCUGAUUUUAAAAUAACAAGUAGUGAACCAAGUUUUGUUUUGCAAAAUAGUCAAGACCAAGAAGAUGGUAAAUUAAAAGCACAUUCGUCAGUUACGGAUUCUAGUAAUAUGACCCCAAGAACGCCAUCCACAAAUGUUUUAUCAGCUUUGCAAGGUGUGCGAUUUAUUGCACAGCACAUCAAAGAUGCUGAUAAAGAUAACGAGGUCGUUGAAGAUUGGAAAUAUGUAUCAAUGGUACUAGAUCGAUUCUUUUUAUGGGUAUUCACUUUAGCAUGUAUUGUGGGUACAUGUGGAAUUAUAUUCCAAGCACCUAGUUUAUACGAUAAACGUGAUCCAAUUGAUCAAUUAUUAUCUGAGCGAAAAACCUUUCAACAAUCGAUACCUACACCAUCUGCUUUACCAUAUCAUUUACCGUAAAUUUUUUGUCGUACAACGAUAAUCGUUAAUUCAAGCAUAGAUCCAGAGAAGAGUAAUCCAACCAAUUAUCUACACCAAAACAUAAGGAUCAGCUUAUCAGCUUGAUUAACUAUAAUGUAGUUGGAUAGCUAUUGGUAGCCAGAAUGAAAUAUUUCAAUAUAUUUUUUGGAAUUUUCUUGAUUAUUUCAAAGGAAAAAGAAAUUGCAAAAGAAAUUUUUGUCUCCGUUUGGGAAAAAAUACAAAAAUUCCACUGACGAUUAGUUUUUAAGAUAACUAAUAAAAUUUUAUAGCGGGCGGUUACAAAACUAACCGCCCAAUCACAAAAUCAACAAGAUUUUCCAAGAAUAUUUAGGACUCGUAAAAAUUGAGUUUUUUCAGCUGUCUUCAACAUCGGUCUGAAACAAACAAAUUUUCUGAAU
Chrysoperla carnea is the source of this 1976-nucleotide messenger RNA. It is a transcript of the gene nAChRbeta2, whose product is annotated as acetylcholine receptor subunit beta-like 2. Gene Ontology annotation, biological process: signal transduction; monoatomic ion transmembrane transport; chemical synaptic transmission. The coding region runs from base 16 to 1557 and encodes 513 amino acids. Gene Ontology annotation, molecular function: acetylcholine-gated monoatomic cation-selective channel activity; transmembrane signaling receptor activity. Gene Ontology annotation, cellular component: neuron projection; synapse; postsynaptic membrane. The record is from RefSeq and is a predicted model, not a curated record. Lineage: Eukaryota; Metazoa; Arthropoda; Insecta; Neuroptera; Chrysopidae. The transcript has 10 exons.